AUGGAUAGGGAUUUCGUCCACCGCUCUUUGCGAAAAGUGGCACUGACGCGUCACGUUUCCAUUCUACUCGAACGCCGCGAAGCAGACGAGCGACGAGCGACUUCCGAAACUCAUCUGUAUCAGGGCCUCUCGUUGAAAGAGAAGCAUCGUCUAUACAAAUUCAGACGCCGCGACCGUCCCAGCGAAGAUACCCGCACUAGACAACCGGAAUCAGAGCAAAUCGGUCAAGCCGCAAAGAAGCUCGACGACGAACUCUACACGUACAUAGCGACCCACGCAAAGCAAGAAUGCAUGACACUGUCCGAGAUGAUGCAGAGCAAACUACCACGGGAACUACGCGAUAUGGUGUACGCCCAUCUACUCUCACGAGAGACUUACACCGUCGAGCGCCAAAACGUUUAUGAACUUUACUGGCUUUCUGACCUACGGCAGAUCAGUUGCAAUCAUCUCUUCACGCGCGGAUACGUUCCGCUUGAUACCAUAAAAGAGAUCGGCGAGAUGUGGUACAAGGUAUCGACUUUCAUAGUCUGCGCCUCUGAUGAACCCGAACGAGCUUCAGAAGCCUUGAACUUCCUCCACGAUGACAAUUGGGGCUUGGACAUUGAUGUGUACCAACACGUCAAGCACAUCUAUGUCGGUCUCGAUUAUAUCCACGGCGUCGACGAGAUUAUUGGCCAUCUAAACGCCAAUCUCCGGAAACUUCUGUCACUAGGAGCAAAUGCGCGCGUCGUUCUAUAUCUCCAAUGUCCACACAAGCACUAUGUGACGAUGAGAGAGCAGCCAAUAAUAGCUUUUGUGAGGAAGCUUCGACCGAUCUUCCCUGUCCUGGAGGAACUUGUCAAAGAGGGAAAAAGAGUUGUGGUCAACGUGAAGGGCUAUGAUGUGUUCGAGGUCAAGGUUGAAACACUGAAUGCGCCGAGUUGGAUCAGCCAGUUGACCCAAAUUCUAUCAGACAGAGAUUUGAAUGACCUCCAGAGCGAUCAGCUGAACAGAAGCAUCGGGACAAGAUCCUAG
This is a messenger RNA of Alternaria arbusti, 1014 nucleotides long. RefSeq lists its product as uncharacterized. Bases 1 to 1014 code for a protein of 337 amino acids. Lineage: Eukaryota; Fungi; Ascomycota; Dothideomycetes; Pleosporales; Pleosporaceae. The record is from RefSeq and is a predicted model, not a curated record. The transcript is spliced from 2 exons.